AGGAUCGGAGAUUUGUCUAAGGUGCACGCUGGCGGUUUUUGGUCGGUUUUUUCUCUUGUCAUAAUUUUGUCCUGUCAUGUUCUGAUGAUACAGCGCCCUCCUCUUGCGUGUUCUCCUCUCGACAUGAAAUUCCACCUAUGUUCAGAAGAACUCUCGCGCCUUUAAUUCAUGCCAUGGCGAUGCCUCCUUGCAGAUGCUUCUUGUUCAGCAGCAUCCUGCUGGCGUUGUUGCGCGUUGCACUGAUAGCGGGGCACCUCAAUAGUGUCGGUCUUCUCCUUAUCCCUGUGCCCUUUGCCAGAUCGAUGACCAUUCGCGGCAAAACGGUCCGUGG
Molecule: messenger RNA, 331 nt
Organism: Amoebophrya sp. A25
Lineage: Eukaryota; Dinophyceae; Syndiniales; Amoebophryaceae
Source: the annotation of a GenBank genome assembly